This is a messenger RNA of Annulohypoxylon maeteangense, 2052 nucleotides long. RefSeq names its product serine-threonine protein kinase 19-domain-containing protein. Lineage: Eukaryota; Fungi; Ascomycota; Sordariomycetes; Xylariales; Hypoxylaceae. The record is from RefSeq and is a predicted model, not a curated record. Gene Ontology annotation, molecular function: protein serine/threonine kinase activity. Gene Ontology annotation, biological process: protein phosphorylation; positive regulation of Ras protein signal transduction. The transcript has a single exon. The coding region runs from base 102 to 1328 and encodes 408 amino acids.
GUAGCCUUGUUUUAAUAAGACAAACUUCACUAACGGCUGCCUGCUUCCAAUCUUUCUCAUUUCGUACGUUUUGAAAUAUCUCAUGUUAUCUCUUGCUAGAAAUGAGUUUACGGAAAAUAUUAGGAGGCUCCAGCCGGAUUAAGAAAGCCUCCAAGAAGUCCGGCGCAAAUCGAUCUUCACCUUCAUCCUCUCCUUGGGCCUCCUCUCUGCCCCGCCGCAAGCCAGGAAUACAGCGUGGAAAGUCAUCUGCAGGUGACGAUGAAGAAUACAAUGAAGAUGACCUUUUUGACGAUAAACUUGACGAUUAUGGGCUUGUCAAGGCCCUAGCGACCGACCUGAACUUGCGCGACACCUCCCAAGCCAUCCUCCAUAUACGCAACCACAUGUUCUCCCCAAUGCCCGAUCGAGCAGCCGGAAUGAACUCCACAAGGAUAGCAGAGGUUCUUAAUUAUCGAAAAUCGCUUCCUCCUAUCGUAACGAUAUCGCACAUACAAACCCUAUUAUCGUCGCCGAGCGCAGUAGAACGAGAAAUCGCGGAGCUUGCGCGGGCAGGGUUUGUUCGCAAGGUGGUUGUUCCUCGGCGGGGAGAUAUAGGAGAGACUGUAGUACUUGCUGCGGACUAUGAACAGAUGGUGAAAGAUUCUACAAGUUUAGACGAUGACGUGAAGAGAAGUUUGAAUACAUUUUUGACAGAAAAUCAUGGAACUCAAGUGGUAAAGUCGGGUGCUUUUAGUAUGUUAGAGAUCGACCAGCUUCUCAAGGCUGGGUUUCUGACGUCUCAUAAUACCGGCUCGAUCCACCAUGUUCGUUCCUCACAUACCGCGAAUCUAUACUCACGGCCCGGGAAUAAGGUGACAUUUACCUCCUUAGACAAUAUAUCAAGACAGCCAACUGGUUCGCUCGGCGCCGUAGGAGGCGAGGGCGCAAUACAUAAAGCUGGUGGUAGUGGAGGGGGCUCACUCGGUAUGUCCUGGCUCGACACGGGUGCUACGGAGCUGAAGCUUGCCGUGCCUGGAAACGGCACGUUCCUGAAGCUUCUUUCUUCAGCGCUCGAUCACCUCGUCACGUUAUUGAGCAAGUCACGCUUCCGCGAGGCACCAGAAACGGUUCUUCGUGAUCGAUGGGACGGCGGUAUCGCAAAAGACGAGGCGCGCUACGCAGCAAAGCGCUCACGAGGAGAGUUCUCAAGUGUAUUGCCUGGUCAGACUAGGAAGUGGAGGCAAUUCUACGGACUUUCUUUUGACUGGGUUUUACAAGAAGCAGUGGGGUCCGGCUUAAUCGAAGUCUUUGAAACUCGAAGCGUCGGCCGAGGCGUACGUGCUCUGUGAGUCUUCUAUGCGAUAGAUGGACUACCGAAGUGCGGUAUCACAAAGCUUGGCGUCGUACCUCGUCGCCCUAGUAUUGUAGGCCUUACCCCAGAUCACGCAACACAGGCUACUGCACCUAUGGCCUGAGGUUGUGUUGGAAAGGUGUUGCGGUACCCUAUGUCAACUAUGCCGACGAUGGUGGUUGGACAGCAGAUGAAACUCGUGCGAUGCAGAAACCAGAGAGCUGAGCGUUUCUACCGUUCAGCCUCAACAAGGGAGAUCCCAGAGAAACGUGAAAUAUCGUCGAUCGUUGCUAUGCGAUGAUAUACUAAAACUUAACUAGGCCCUUCCCUACAUUGACCAUUGAGGACGAAGAGUUAAUGCAAACGGGCGAAGCCGUGAUGGGUAGGGCCGAUGAUGCGAUUGGACGCCAUACUAUUCGGCAUUGCGACAAGAGCACGCAGGUCGAUCAAGAAGCUUGAGAGCGUACAUGUGAAACAGCAAACCAGAAAGAUAACGACGGUCCGGUAUCGAACAGAUCCGCAGAUCCCCGGUAGAUCUCGAUCAUGAUCUUUCGUCUGUAUCAUCGACGGCGAUCUAGAAGGAAACGCAUAUCAUAGACAAUGCCACUGAGCAGGACAGAUUGUUUGUUCCAUACCCAGGUAUAUAACGAGCAUUCUUAGGAUAUACAUACAUAUAUGAAGGCAUUUAGAUAGGUACAUUCAUAUAGAUGAUUAGAUAAGCU